CAGCGUGUCCCCUUCAAAUCUUUCGUGUCCACUUCUACUUGCUGCCUCCAUAUAUCAUCCAAUAAUAAUAACCUAUCAGUCCGUCGAUCGUCGUCUCCUCGAUCCCAUCCAUGGCCGCCGCGAGCUUCGACGGCGACGUCCCGCGGCACGGCGGGGCGGCCGGGACCGGCCCACUCGGCGUGCACGCGGCGUCGCGCAAGAUCGGCAAGCCGGGCGGCGGCGGCGGGCACGGGCAGCAGGAGCGGAAGCCGGUCAUCAUCUACAUGGUGUCCCCCAAGGUCAUCCACGUCGAGGCCCACGAGUUCAUGCCGCUCGUGCAGCGGCUCACCGGCCCGGGCGCCGGCCGCGGGGACAGGAAGGGCAGGCCGUCGACGCCCGGCGGCGGCGCUGCUGGAUCCUCAUCGUCCCCGAGGCGGGAGCAGGAAGGCGCGGGCAGCAAGGGCAGGGCGGCGCCGCCGGUGCGCGUGAAGGCGCGCGCCCUGAACCGGCCGGCCGGCGGCCCCGCGGUGUCGGUCUCGGUGACGGCCACGAGGCAGCAGCCCGCCAGCCCCUCGGCGGCGUCGCCGCCGGGGCUCAUGUUCCACGACCUCAGCCCGCUGCGCGGCGCGGCGCUCAAGGGCGAGCACCACCCCAUGGUGUCCCCCGGGUGGCUGCACCACGUCGGCGACCAUUUCCUGAGCCCCGGCGCCGGGGCCGCGCUCGGGUCGCCGGCCGCCAGCUUUCUCGACAUCUUCGGGCCGCUGUGAUCGGAUCGGUCCAACCGGUGAGUGGUGACAUGACAUGCAUGGUUUGGUGGCCAGCACACGAUCGAGCUAGGGUUUCUUGCAUACACACCACACCAGUACUCGCAUGAUGCAUGGCAACUGACAGGAUCGAGGAUUUGAGGCCGUCUUACUUUUGAGGCCAGGUUUGAUUAGGCUGCAGGCAGUGGCGGAGCCAGACCACACAAUCAGGAGGGGCCAGACUUUAAUUGAGGUGCUAAAUUAAUAAACGGUAUUAAAAUUACUAUUAAUCUAAUGAAGUUUUUGCAUGGUAAGGAGGGGCCAUGGCCCACUUUGGCCUCCACCUAGCUCCGCCAGUGGCUGCAGGAAUUGUACAUAGUAUAGUUUUUUUUUCAGUAUUCCCUUCGAUCCAAAUCAUCCAAUGGCUUCGCAAGAUCAGACGAGUCAAGAAUCAUUUCAAGCCGGCCGGUGCCACACUUGUCCGGAGAGAUGGAGAUAGGGAUGGAAUUCGAAACAAGUUAGGAGGAGGGGAACGGAAGGGGUAACUAUGUAGAUUAUGGAGUUCUUUGAGAUUCUGGUUGUUCUUUGUUAAUUUGCUUUACCACAGUUCCUAGUUUUGUGAUGUGUAUUCUUAAUUAUGCGAGAAGAUGACAUUGUUUUGAUUUUUGUGCAUUGCUAGUUGCUGUAUACAUUAAUAAUGUAUGUAAUGGUACCAUUUGGUACACUGCUCAUGGAAUUGAUUUAUUUUAUUGAUUCGUUUUA
Messenger RNA from Panicum virgatum (switchgrass), 1484 nucleotides. RefSeq names its product protein MKS1-like. Bases 111 to 746 code for a protein of 211 amino acids. Gene Ontology annotation, cellular component: nucleus. The record is from RefSeq and is a predicted model, not a curated record. Lineage: Eukaryota; Viridiplantae; Streptophyta; Magnoliopsida; Poales; Poaceae. The transcript has a single exon.